AUGCAGCUCUCCAACAUCCUCUCCAUCUUCACCCUGGCCGCCGCCGCCCAGGCCGUCAGCGUCUCCUUCGACACCGGCUUCGACGACGGCUCGCGCUCCCUGACCUCGGUCUCGUGCUCCGACGGCGCCAACGGCCUCAUUAGCAAGUACGGCUGGCAGACUCAGGGCCAGAUCCGCAACUUCCCCUACAUUGGAGGAGCCGAAGCCGUCGGCGGAUGGAACUCGCCCAACUGCGGCACCUGCUGGCAGCUCACCUACAACGGCAAGUCCAUCAACGUCCUCGCCAUCGACCGCGCCUCGGGCUUCAACAUUGGCCUCGCCGCCAUGAAUGACCUGACCAACGGCCAGGCCGUCGGCCUCGGCCGCGUCGAGGCCCAGGCUCAGCAGGUCGCUCUCAGCGCCUGCGGCCUGUAA
Molecule: messenger RNA, 414 nt
Organism: Pyricularia pennisetigena
Lineage: Eukaryota; Fungi; Ascomycota; Sordariomycetes; Magnaporthales; Pyriculariaceae
Exons: 2
Coding region: 1-414 (137 amino acids)
Source: RefSeq, a predicted model, not a curated record